AUGGGCAGUUGGAGAAAUCAGACAAUUGGAACAGAUUUUAUUCUACUAGGACUAUUUUUCCAUAUACAAGUCCCCAAGCUUCUCUUCACAUUCAUCUUCCUGGUGUUCCUCAUGGCUCUUGCUGGAAAUGUUGUGAUGAUGAUGCUCAUUUGGUUGGAUGCACGACUUCACACUCCCAUGUACUUCCUUCUAAGCCAACUAUCUUUCAUGGACCUCUUGUAUACCUCCACUUUUGUCCCCAAGAUAGCUGUUGACUUCUUAUCUGGAAGAAACACCAUUUCUUUUAUUAACUGUGGAAUUCAACUGUUCCUCUUCACGGCCCUCGUCGGAGCAGAGUGCCUUCUCUUGGUAGUCAUGGCUUACGACCGCUAUGUGGCAAUAUGCCAUCCACUUCGCUACACAAUUCUCAUGCGCCCUGCAGUCUAUGGACUCAUGGUGAUUGGAACCUGGCUGGGAUCGCUACUCAAUGGCUUGGUCCAUGCAAUAUAUAUUCUGAAUCUUCCCUACUGUGCUUCCAGGGAAAUACAUCAUUUCUUUUGUGAGAAUGUAGCUCUCCUAAAGCUUGCUUGUGCAGACACAUCUCACUAUGAAAAUGGUCUUUUUUUCAGUGGUGUUGUGUUCCUCCUCAUUCCAAUAUCAGUCAUCAUGGUCUCCUAUGGAAAAAUUCUCUCAACUGUUUUGGUAUUAGGUUCAAAUUCAGGGGUGAAAAAGGCUCUGGCUACUUGUUCUUCCCAUAUGAUUGUGGUGUGUCUUUUCUUUGGAACAGCCAUCAUGAAGUAUGUUCUUCCCAAAGCCUAUCAUACAGCUGAGCAGGAUGAAGUUCUUUCCGUCUUCUACACUCUCCUCACUCCCAUGCUUAAUCCCCUUAUUUAUAGUCUUCGGAACAAAGAUGUGGCUAAUGCCCUAAAGAAAGUACUUGGAAGGUGA
Elephantulus edwardii (Cape elephant shrew) is the source of this 927-nucleotide messenger RNA. RefSeq names its product olfactory receptor 2T27-like. The transcript has a single exon. Bases 1 to 927 code for a protein of 308 amino acids. Gene Ontology annotation, molecular function: G protein-coupled receptor activity; olfactory receptor activity. Gene Ontology annotation, cellular component: membrane. NCBI's taxonomy places the organism in Eukaryota, Metazoa, Chordata, Mammalia, Macroscelidea, Macroscelididae. Gene Ontology annotation, biological process: G protein-coupled receptor signaling pathway. The record is from RefSeq and is a predicted model, not a curated record.